GAGAUGGAAGUCACUGAUCCAAGCUGGAAAGAAGCAGAAGUUGAGCUCUACACCAUCCCUGCUCAAUCCAGUUGGUUCUUAUGGGAUGACAUACACGAGAUAGAAAGACGCGAAUUUGAGGAGUUCUUCAGUGAGAGCUCAAUCACAAGAACCCCCAAGGUUUACAAAGAAUAUAGAGACUUCAUUAUCAACAAGUACCGAGAGGACACUACCAGGAGGCUGACCUUCACCAGUAUCCGCAAGUUCCUCGUGGGCGAUGUCAAUUUGCUCCGCAAAGUGUUUCUCUUCCUCGAACAUUGGGGAUUGAUCAAUUUCGGCUCUGAUGCGUCGUUGGUGGAGGUUGAAGAGAAGCAUGUUGCUAAGAUCGAGCAAGGGAAUCCCGCUGGGAUUCGUGUUACUGCAGCCCCGAAUUCAAUGAGGCCUAUCACCGCACCGCCCCUUGUUGAGGAAAGAGCUGAGUCUGGUCUCAAAUUACCUCCUCUGACCUCUUAUUCAGAUGUUUUCAGUGAUUUGAAGAAGCCUAGUAAUGAUGGUUUGGUUUGUGGGCACUGCCGAGAACGUUUUGAUUCUGAUUUCUAUGAACAUCACAAGCGUGUUGUCAACAUAUGCCAAAAGUGCUUCAAGAAUGGAGACUACGGGGAGAACAAUUCCGCGGACGAUUUCAAGUUGAUUGGGAAUGGUGCUGCAGCUGUGUGGACCGAGGAAGAGAUCCUCUUGCUGCUAGAAUCUGUGCUCAAACAUGGAGAUGAUUGGGAACUCGUUGCACAAAGCGUUUCUACAAAGAGUAGGCUAGAUUGCAUUUCGAAGCUCAUUGAGCUCCCGUUUGGAGAGUUUCUGAUGGGCUCUGCUUCUGGAAGACUCAUUUCCUCUGUCCCCACCGAGGAUGAAAAUAGUGGACACCAUUCCUCUCCAUCCCAUCCUGACGGUCAAGAACACAGGGAAACAGAGAUGGGGGAAGAAAAGGAAGAUCUCGUGGAUGAAGAUGAGCCUCUUGCAAAAAGGAAACGUGUUGCACUAAUCUCAGACGGCGAUACUUCACUUAUGAAACAGGUCGCAGCAAUGGCAUGCAGAGUUGGUCCAUCUGUCACAACCGCUGCUGCAAAAGCUGCAAUUGCAGCACUUUGUGAGGAAGCCUCAUGUCCAAAAGAGUUCUUCGAAACCGAUGACUACACACAUUCAGCACCUGACAGGUUUGAUUCUCCAUCCCCUCAAUUUGCUGAUGGCUUUGCUUCUCAUGUCGCUGUCAAGACAAUUCUAAAACUUUCGCUGUUUCACAGAGCCGAUGGAGACAAAGAUACAGAUAUGGAGGAGCAGCAGCAAGGAGGGAAAGAGGGGCCUCAGGAUCUACCUGUAGCUUUAAGGAUAAGAGCGUCGGUGGCAACAGGUCUGGGAGCAGCGGCUGCUCAGGCGAAAAUACUGGCUGAUGAAGAAGAAAGAGAGAUGGAGCAUCUAGCUGCGAGUGUAAUAGAUCAACAGCUGAAGAAACUGCAGAGCAAGUUGAAGUUUCUGGACCACUUGGAAUUGAUAAUGGAUGAAGAAGAGAGAGUGAUGGAUGGUGUAAAGGAAUCAAUUCUCCAAGAGAGGAUCAGCGUUUUGCAAUACGCGUUCCGUGGCGGUAUUACCAAACGUUGGGAUCAUACAUACGUGAAAUGA
Molecule: messenger RNA, 1653 nt
Organism: Thlaspi arvense
Lineage: Eukaryota; Viridiplantae; Streptophyta; Magnoliopsida; Brassicales; Brassicaceae
Source: the annotation of a GenBank genome assembly